AUGGAGGGUGAGCCCUUGCCCGACGCUCCUGAUGCUCCCGAUACUCGAAUCUCCCCUACACUACAAUUGCAGACAACUACUGUCCCCGAGUUCCCAGCGCUUUCUCUGUCGCCCUCCUUUAAGCUAGAUGAAGGCUACUCGGAUGAUACUCGAAGCCAGGCCGACAAAGAUCUCGGAUCGGACAAUGUCAUGGCGCUUCCGAAUUGGGUGCUCGCCCAAUCCGAGGCCGGCAGAGCUGAGCUUGCAUACAGCCUUCUUCGGUCUCUUCGAACCUCCAGCAUCGCCGCAGUAGUUGAUCGACUUAACCCUAUCCUCCAUAUUGACCCGUGUGUCAGGCUUCCCCCGGAAGUCACAUGGGAGAUCUUCACCUACCUCGACGCUCGGACGCUUCUGAAUGCCUCGCUUGCGUCUCGUUCAUGGCGUGAACGUAUCCUUGACUCAGGUCUGUGGAAAUUCCACUACAUCCAUGAAGGUUGGGACAUGGACACGAGCGCGAUUCGUGCGUUUGAACAAGAACAUUCCGAGGCCAUGUCGCCUCAGACUCGAAAGUCCCGCUUACGACACUCGGAACCAGAUCUCGGGGAACCUAAGCAGAAAAAGCGCGUGCCGUCUACUUGGCUCGAUUCCCGAAGCGGUGGAAACCAAAAGCCGACCGUGUUUGGCCCCGAGCCCCCGGUGGCCGACAGUGAAGGUGAUCACUACAUGACUGAUGAUGACGAUCAAGCUGCACCUUCGUCAACUGACGACCCGGAGUUCACUCUGCCUACAAAUAUCUCCCUAUCUCCUUCGCCACUCUACCCACCUCUACGCUCGCAUCUUCUCAUCCGGGAUACCGAUGGAAGCGCUAAAGUCAACUAUUUCCAUAUCUACAAGCAACGCAGGCGGCUCGAAGCAAAUUGGCAUCAUGGCCGAUACACCAAUUUCCAACUUCCUGACCCGUCCCACCCAGAAGAAGCCCAUCGGGAAUGCGUAUAUGCGAUCCAGUUCGAAGGCCGGUGGCUAGUCAGUGGGAGCCGAGACAAGACUGUGCGAGUCUGGAACCUGGAUACCAAACGACUGUGGCAUCCCCCGCUGGUGGGCCAUAUCAAGUCUGUCCUUUGCCUGCAAUUUGAUCCUCGGCCCGAGGAAAACAUCAUCAUCUCCGGCAGCAGCGACAGGUCCGUCAUUGUAUGGAAGUUCUCCACUGGAGAAAAGAUCCAUCAAAUUGAACAAGCGCAUACUGACUCCGUGCUCAAUCUCAAAUUCGACCAUCGUUACCUUGUAACAUGUUCCAAAGACCGAACUGUGAAGGUAUGGAACCGCCGGGAUCUUCUGCCGAACAGCAAGGACUAUCCGCGUAUCUGCCAUGGAUCAGCUGCCACAUAUCCUACAUGGAUAGUAGAUCUGAACGCGGUUGCACCGAACGUUCUUGAAGCUGGAAUUGCGCGUGAGCAAUACAAAGCCCUAGAGCCUUACACCUUGCUUAUGACCGUGGAAGGACAUGGAGCCGCCGUGAAUGCGAUGCAGAUCCAUGGUGAUGAUAUUGUGACGGCGUCUGGAGAUCGAGUGAUCAAGGUCUGGAACAUCCGCACUGGUGCUUGCUCGAAGACCUUGCUGGGCCACGAGAAAGGCAUUGCAUGUGUUGAGUUCGACAGCCGAAGAAUCAUCAGUGGCAGCAAUGAUAACUCCGUUCGCAUCUACGAUCAUGCCACCGGAGCUGAGGUGGCGUGUCUGCGAGCUCAUAGUAAUCUCGUUCGCACCCUUCAAGCAGGGUUUGGUGAUGCUCCGGGAGCCGAUGAAACGUUGCGCGGAGAAGCGCGAGCAUGUGAAGCUGCGUUCUUCGCCGCGCAAGAGGCCGGAUUGGAUGUCGACAUGGGUCAUCGUGAGCAACGCCGCAAUGGCUACCAACCGAACACUGCUGGGUCACGGGACCCUCGCGAUAUCCCUGCUCUGGGAGCAAAAAUCCCACCCGGUGGGGGGAGGUAG
Messenger RNA from Penicillium mononematosum, 1965 nucleotides. RefSeq names its product F-box and WD domain protein. The coding region runs from base 1 to 1965 and encodes 654 amino acids. The record is from RefSeq and is a predicted model, not a curated record. The transcript has 2 exons. Gene Ontology annotation, molecular function: protein binding. Lineage: Eukaryota; Fungi; Ascomycota; Eurotiomycetes; Eurotiales; Aspergillaceae.